Drosophila kikkawai is the source of this 5907-nucleotide messenger RNA. It is a transcript of the gene sti, whose product is annotated as sticky. NCBI's taxonomy places the organism in Eukaryota, Metazoa, Arthropoda, Insecta, Diptera, Drosophilidae. The record is from RefSeq and is a predicted model, not a curated record. Gene Ontology annotation, molecular function: protein serine/threonine kinase activity; ATP binding. Gene Ontology annotation, cellular component: cytoplasm; actin cytoskeleton. Gene Ontology annotation, biological process: actomyosin structure organization; peptidyl-threonine phosphorylation; mitotic cytokinesis.
AUGUUUUGUCAUCUCUAGCUUCACUCGGCGCUUCUUUUCUCUCCUUUUCAAAGCAAAUCACCAACUGAAAAUGCGCUGGCAUUUUAUGGCUUUUUCGCUCAAUUAAUUGUGUUAAAGUGUGUAAAAUAUAGCAAAACCAACAUGCCACCUCAACUGGAUCCGAUAAGCGUCCGCACGGCGCGGCUGAACAACCUGAUUCUGGGCAAAGGAGUCGGCGUCUGUGCGAAACCCGCGGGAAAUGCCAGCGGAUCAUCGUCCUCCGUUUCAUCCGUCAGGAGAAGCGUAGUUCCUGUGAGCACCACCAGUGCCGCUGUGGCAGAGGCCGUGUGCCGGGAAGGGCUUCUGGAUGCCUUUUGUCUGCUGUACAACGAAUGCGACAAGGACGCGCUGAAGAAGCGGGAUCGCAACAUCGCUGAGUUUGUCAACAAAUUUCGUCCCAUCGUGGAGGAGACCCGCAAACUGCGAGUGAAUGCAGAUGACUUCCUAAUCAAGGGGCUUAUUGGUCAGGGCUACUUUGGAAACGUUCAUCUGGUUGUGGAGCGGCAAACCAAUGAUAUUUACGCCAUGAAAAAGAUCAAAAAGUCGGUGGUCACCACGUCUCAGGUCAAGGAGGAGCGGGACAUCAUGUCUAUUCGCCAUUCCGAGUGGCUAAUUAAUCUGCAGUAUGCUUUUCAGGACAACGAUAACCUGUACUUGGUGAUGGAGUAUAUGCCUGGCGGGGAUCUGCUCAGUUUGAUGUCACGUCAUGGCCCUUUCGACGAGGACUUGGCUCGCUUUUACCUGGCCGAACUCACUGUUGCGCUGCACACACUCCACGAGAUGGGCUAUGUGCAUCGGGAUAUCAAGCCAGAGAAUAUACUGAUCGAUCGUUUUGGGCACAUUAAACUGGCAGAUUUCGGCAAUGCUGCUGCCCUGGAUCGGGACGGACAUGUGCUGAGCCUGUCGCCCGUUGGAACACCCGAUUAUAUUGCUCCCGAGCUGCUGCAAACCAUUUCGACCUACAAACUGUCCAAGUCGAUGCACGAUGUGAGUAGAACUGUGAGCUGCGAUUACUGGUCCAUGGGCAUCAUCGGUUAUGAGCUAAUCUGCGAAACCACGCCCUUCCACGAGGAUAACGUGCACGAGACCUACUCAAAAAUCCUCUCCCACUGCGAGGAGAGUCAUCUGAAGGAGCUGAUCAACUUUCCCAGCGACUUGAAGGUAUCGCACAACUACAGGAACCUGAUUGAGUCCCUGGUCACGAAUCCCUCGAAGCGUCUGUCCUACGAACGCAUUAAAAAGCAUCCCUUCUUCGACGACAUUCAGUGGGGCUCCAUACGCUCACAGGUUCCGCCGAUUAUUCCAACGAUCAAGUCGGACGACGACACUUCGAACUUUGAGGAUGGAACGCGACACAAGUCACGUCGGGAGCAGGGGGGAGUGGCCAAAAGGUCGCUGUCAACCAACAUGAAAUCGAAUGAUUUUAGUGGCAAGGACUUGCCAUUCAUUGGCUACAGCUUUGUGCACAUGGAGAAGACGUCACUCACAGCUGGAAAUGAUGAAAAGUUGCAGGAGAAGCUAAAGGAGCUUUUGCAGAAACUCAAGGCCAGGGAGAAUGAGAUUUCCAUGCUGAAGCAGGAUCUCAUGCGGGCACAGCAAUCCCUCAAGAAGACGGACAAUAAGUCACAGGUCGUCAACGAUGCUAAAAUGGAAAUCAAGAAGCUGCAGCAUAUUAUCAAGGAGAAAACCAUGGAGUUGGCAAACUGCAAGACCCAGAUCAAGACGCUUCAGAGCUCGGCGAAAAUAGACGAGGAAAUGUGGUCGAAAAAGGAGGCCACCAUCACAGAUCUCCUACGGCUAAAUCGCCAGAAGUACGAAGAGGCCAAGAUUGCCUCGGAGCAGAGAUACGAAAAGCAGUUGGCCGACAAGAAACAAGAACUAGCCGCCACGCUGCAGAAGAUGGAUGCCCGGGAGCUGGAGUUUAUAGCCAAGAACGAUGAGUGCCGGCAUAUAACCCUAAAGUUGGAGAACUACAAGGACAUGGUACAGCAGCUCAAGGAUCAGCAUCUAAAAUCCGAGGCCAACAGCGAGGAGCAGAGGCGCCAGAUGGCCGAAUCGUAUGAGCAAAAGCUUUCGGAACUGCGGAAAAAGGUGCGCGACUCACAGGACACACAUCGUCGCCUCACCAUGGAGAUGAAGGAGAUAAGAACCGAGAGGGACGAGUCGAUCAGCUCUAGCAAGUCUACCCAAGAAGCAAAGGAUGCCACAGAGCGAAAUAUCGAACAAAUACUGCGUCGUCUCAACCAGGAGAUUGCCUCCAAUAAUGCAUUGAAUUCGGAGAAGGUUAAGCUGGAAACGAAGCUCAAGUUAAAGGAAAACGAUAUGCAAGAGGUGAAGGCCGAAUGUCAGCGACUUGAGCGGGAACUUCAGCUCAUUGAGUGUCGCUGCCAACUAGCCGAGUCCUCGCUGGCUUCCCAAGCUUCGCCAUACGAAACAGCACCUGGCUCUCUGACCGAACUAAACGUGGUGGAAGACCAACUGCGCGCUGACUUGGAGGCAGCCAAGGAGAGCGAAAAUCACCAGAAGGGACGUGCCGAUCAAUUGCAGGCGCUGGUCACCAAGCUAGAGCAGAUGCUGGAACGUUUCAACGAGCAGAGUCUAUCGCCUACCAAGUCGCACUCCGCCCGUAAGCCUGGAACCGAGACUGUUGGCGAUAUGCUCGAGCGCCAGAACGAGAAGCUGGAGGAUAAGCUGGCCGCCGUGCAGGAGCAGAUGAUUGUGGAGCGUCAGGCGGCGCGGACAGCUAAUCUGUCGCUCUGGAAGGUGGAGAAGCAGCUGGAGGAGGCGCUCUCAGAGAAGAAGCUACUGGCCCGUCGCAUGGAGCUAACUGAGGAUCGCAUUAAGAAGGCCCAAAAUGCCAACGAGGAAUCCCAGCGGAUGCUGAAGUCGUCGCAGGAGGAAACGCGCCAGCGCGAGGCUCGGAUCGAGGAGCUGAAGCAGGAGCUGGCUGCCGCCAAGAGGGAUGUGCUAAAGGAGCAUCGUCAGUGGGAGAAGGCCGAACAGGAGCGCAUGAAGUGCAAGUCGGAGAUAAUAGAGCACUUGGCCAAUGUGCACAAGUUGCAGCAGCAGGAGACUGAGGUGCGUCAGAAACUGAAGCAGGUCCAGGCGCGCUUCGAUGGACUGACUUUGGAGAACAAGAACACUCUAAGGGAGCUUCAGGAGGAGCGAGAGAGGUGCCGGGCAGCCGCCGAUUCCAGCCUGUCGCUGAAAAAGGAGCUCAAACAGCUUACGGAGAACUUCCAGAGGCUGAAAUACGCCUGCAGCAUCACCGAUAACCAACUAACGGAGGUGGAAACGAUGCUGAAAUCCGAGCAGGAUCGAAACAAGUCCCAAAAGUCCCAGUUGGAUGCUGUCUAUGAGAAGCUGAGGGAGCGAAACGAUCAACUUACCGAGCUGCGAAAGCAAAUGGCUGCCAUUGAGUCCGAGAAGCGUCUGGCCGAACAGCGGGCCCAAGUCCUGGCGUCCGAGCUCGAGGAAACCAGACUCCACCUCAAGGAUCAGCAAAAGAAGUUGGUUUCCCAGCAGGAUCAGUUGGUGGAGCAGACAAACGCUCUGUUUGCCACCCAAGAGCGCGCAGAUCUCUUGGAUGGUGAGAAUGCCAAUUACCAAGUCCAGACCGCUGACUCUGUGCGAGAAAUGCUCAACCUAAAGGAGGAGAAUGCUCGCAUUCUAAGCGAACUUUUCCACAAGAAGGAGGAGGUGAGCAACCUGCAGGCAGCUGUCAGAGAUCUGGAAUCCGCUCAGGCAGACUUGCAUGCAGAGAUCGAUUCCCUGCAGGACACCCUGGCCGAAAAGGAGCAGUUCUAUGUGCAGAGGGACAUCAAAUCCAAUGCCACCUUGGCCCAGCACAAGAAGUUGAUAGAUUACUUGCAGCUCAAGGUGGAGGAUCUGUCAGCAAAAAAGAAGAAAACCCUGGCCGACAAGCUCUUUGGUUCCAGCCACACCAACAAGGAGAAUGUCUCGCCCAACGAUGUGGAGUCUUCUAUACUCUACCGAGCGCUAAAGGAGGAACUGAAGCGCGAACAAAAGCUGUCGAGCAUGUUGAAGGAGCAAAUAGCGCAGUUGAAUGGAACAGCAACCCUGCGCUCUCCUCGCAAGACAUCGGCAGUUAAUGGUGACUCGGAUGCCCCAAAGCAGCGACCCGUAAGCAUUGCUGUCCUGCCGCGCUCCCCUCAGAAGCAGGUGGAGUCCCUGAAACGUACUGCAAGCCACGUGGAACUGAAGACCACCGAAAAGACAACAAGCAGUGUGGAGCAGGCGCAUCAUCGUUUCGAAUUGGCUCUGCAGGAGUCCAAAGAAGGUGCCGCGGACUGUGUGGUCUGUGGCCAAGCCAUCGUGGCGGGUUCACCCUUCUGGAAGUGUAAGGAGUGCAAGGAUGUGACGCACCGCAAAUGCCGGGCCAAUGUCCAGGGAAAUUGUGGAACCAAGCAGCCAACGGCCCCGCCAGCCGAUGAGGAUCUGGGUAGUAUUCCUUCCGGGUCUUGCAUUAAUCUGGAUAGCGAGGAGAACAGCGACUAUAUAGGAACCCUGGUCUAUAGCUGUGAUGGUCCCGAGGAUGCUGAUCAGGCAGCCAGAAAGGAUAUCGAGGUAAACUGCGCCUUUGAGGUGGCCGAGCAGCAGAUCCUUCUGUUGGGCUGCAAUACGGGCUUGUAUGCAUAUCACUUGGACUCGCAGCGACUGCUCCACAUCAAGGGCAUUGAGUCCGUGAGCUGCAUGUCCAUCUGCCUGCGCCUGGCCAAGGCUAUUAUGGUGGAUACAGUUGGCGAGAAGCUGUAUCAGUGCGACUUCCGGCAGUUGGAGUCGCGUUGCCACAGCUCUAGUGCCUGUCACAAGCCCGUUUUGGAGACCUCGGCCAUCGAGCUGCCCUUCGCGAAUCGCACAUCCUCGGAAAAGUGGAAACUGGUGCUGAUUUCGGACGAGGCGGAGAACGCCUUGGAUUCGGUGGCCAUUGCUGCUACAUCCACCAGAAUUGUCAUCUUGAAAUACGAUCUUAAAGUGCACAUGUUUAAGCCCGUUCGAGCCUUGGACACUGCCACUCCCGUCACUUCGAUAUUCUUUACGCGCCACUCGGCCAUUGUCACCUCGGACAAGUUCUACGAGAUCGAUUUGGUCAACUAUGCGGCCGAGGAGUUUGUAGAUCUGGCCGAAAAGUCCAUGCAAAACACUGCCAAAUGGCAGCCAUUGACGGCCGUACGAAUUUCUCGGCAGGAAUACCUGCUUUGCUUUGCGGAGAGCGGCGUCUUUGUGGAUGAGUUUGGUUGCCGUUCCAGGCCGUACGACUUGAACUGGAUGUAUGCCCCCACUGGGUUUGUCUACCGCGAGCCCUUCUUGUUCGUUUCCCACUACCAGAGUGUCCAGAUUAUCCGUUUGCAUCGAUCCUUUAGCAAGGAGUUGGCCAACGGAGAAGACAAUAGCUCGGAGACAUCCGAGUCGCCGGAACUGCAGCGUGUCUACUUGCCCCACUACAUGUCCACUCUGCUGGCGAACAGCGGAGAUGUCAAUCUGUAUACGCUCUCGAUUGACAAGAGGCCCUGUAAUGGCACACAGAAGAUCUAUCACUUGGACACGAUCCAGGCGUUCAAGAAGAAGCUGAACAUUUCCCUGGAGACCAUUUCAUCGAUGGCCACAACAGUGACCAGCGGCUCCACGAUGACAGGUGAUAGUGUAUAGAAAAGGGAAUAUGAAAUGUAAAAGGUACUACAGUGUCUCAGUAGUAAAUAUUUUUUAAUACUUAAUAUAAAUUAUUCUUAAACCUUAAAGAAAAUCUCAGAAAUCUAUGGACCACUUCUUAACCAUUUUAAUUGAAUUUAAUUACAAAAUUGAACUUAUUGUAACCACUUUUCCAUUUAGUUUUUAACUUUUACUUAA